Molecule: messenger RNA, 3541 nt
Organism: Rubroshorea leprosula
Lineage: Eukaryota; Viridiplantae; Streptophyta; Magnoliopsida; Malvales; Dipterocarpaceae
Source: the annotation of a GenBank genome assembly
CUCACAUGUUUUGGGAGCAUUGUUUAGAGUUUCCUUGGUUCAGAAAUCAACUUAAGCAGGUUCGAUUUUCUGGCUUUUCUCUUCUCUCUUUACUCCAUCCCAUUUCCUUCUUAUCAUAGAAAUUUGAUAGCUAUUGGAGGCAAGUAUUUUCCAGCAUCAAUGGAGACCAUGAUCAUGGGCUUUAUCUUCCUUCCAAUGCUGUUGAUGCAAUGCUUCAUGGCUGCCUUAGCCAUGUCUCAAACAAACUUGACCACAGACCAAUAUGCUCUUCUUCAAUUCAAAGCUUCCGUUACUUUUGAUCCUUCGAAUAUCAUGUCCUCCAAUUGGUCUUCUUCAGCUACCUCAAUCUGUAAUUGGGUUGGUGUUUCAUGUGGUGCUUUUCAUAGUAGAGUCACAGCCUUGGAUCUUCCAAACAUGAAUCUCACUGGCAGCCUCCCUCCUCACUUGGGAAACCUCUCAUUACUUGUUUCUAUCAACUUGAGUGGAAACAGCUUCAAUGGCCAUCUGCCUCCAGAAUUAGGGAAGCUACAGCAUUUAAGGUUCAUGGACUUGAGCUACAAUUUUCUUAACGGAAGCAUACCAGAUGAGAUUUGGUUGCUUUCAAAGUUGGAGAUUUUUAGUUUAGGAAGCAACCAACUUACUGGAACUAUAUCAAGAAAUAUUGGGAACUUAACUAAACUAAGAGGAAUAUAUGUCGGAGAUACAAAAAUAGGAGGGGAAAUACCAAAGGAGAUAGGUAAUCUUCAUAAUUUGGAGAGACUUUUCGCAGGAAAUGCAAGCCUAUCAGGUCUAAUUCCACCAAAUAUCUUUAAUAUCUCUUCCUUAGGAUGGAUUUAUCUCUACACAAAUAACCUUUUUGGUACCCUUCCUACUGACUUGUGCUUCUAUCUGCCAAAUCUUGAGGAGCUUGGUUUGAGUGAGAAUCAAUUACAUGGCUCAAUUCCCUCAAGUAUAAGUAGAUGCAAGAAGCUUCAACUGUUGGAUCUAGACACUAAUAGAUUCACCGGAUGCAUCCCAAGAAGCAUUGGGAACUUGUCCAAACUUACUGAAAUAUAUCUCUCUCAUAAUGACUUUGAAGGUGAAAUACCAAAGGAGGUUGGCAACUUACCCUUGGUGACUUUAUCUAUGGGAUUCAACUUCUUGACUGGUUUCAUUCCUCCCAUGAUCUUCAACAUCUCAACCUUGGAAUGCAUUUACUUAGGGAGGAAUAAUCUUUCAGGCCAUCUUCCUUCAACCAUUGGACUUGGGCUUCCAAAGCUUACUCAGCUAUAUUUGUUUGACAAUAAAAUCAAUGGCAUUUUCCCAAGUUCUAUCACAAAUUCUUCCUUACUUGCCUUUCUAGACCUAGACAAUAACUCGUUCUUUGGCCCUUUCCCCAAUUCACUUGGCCAUCUAACAUCCCUCCAAUGGCUUCGCCUAGGUGACAACAUGUUCUUUGAAUUCUCCACUCCAAAAAGAAGCUUUCUCUUCUCUUUGAUAAACUGCAAAUAUUUGACAUUACUAGAUGUAUCAUUUAGUUCAUUGAAUGGCAUCCUUCCGGCUUCAAUUGGGAACCUAUCUAAAUCUCUUCAAUAUUUGUAUGCAUCGAAUUGCAAAAUUCAAGGAAACAUUCCCAUGGAAAUUGGCAACUUGAGCAACUUGAUAAGUUUGGAACUUAUUGGGAAUGAUUUGAUUGGGCCAAUUCCAGCAACAAUAGGAAGAUUGCAACAGCUCCAAGGUCUAUAUUUUCAUAGCAAUAGACUUCAAGGAACAAUUCCGAAUGAUCUAUGUCAUUUGCAAAAAUUAGAUGUAUUGGUAUUGGAUAGCAAUCAGCUCAAUGGAUCCAUGCCAGAGUGCUUAGCCAAUUUGACUUCUUUAAGAUAUCUAGACUUAAGUUCCAACAACUUAAGUUCUACAAUACCCUCAACCUUCUGGAGUCUUACAUAUAUCUUGAAAGUAAACUUGUCCUCAAAUUCCUUCAAUGGCUCUCUUCCAUUAGAUUUUGGAAACCUAAAGGUCUUGAUCAGCAUGGAUUUAUCUAGAAAUCAACUCUCAGGCAAUUUGCCUAACAACAUUGGGGAUCUAAAAGAUCUAACUCAUCUUUUCUUAAAAGAAAAUGCAUUAGAAGGUCACAUUCCUCAAUCAUUUGGAGGCUUGGUCAGCUUGGAAUCGUUGGAUCUCUCUAACAACAUUCUCUCAGGAGUGAUUCCUAAGUCUUUGGAAAGACUCUUUCAUCUCAAAUUUUUCAAUGUAUCUUUCAAUAAACUUGAAGGAGAAAUCCCAAGUGGAGGAUCAUUCAAAAAUUUCUCUGCUCAAUCAUUUAUGGCAAACACUGCUCUCUGUGGUUUGCCAAGAUUUCAAGUACCUCCAUGUAAGUCCCGUAAGAAAUCCAUCCAGGUGCAAAUUAAAUUAGUGUCACCACUUGUAGCAACUACCGUAUUGAUACUUUUCCUUGUCAUCCACAUCUUCAAAAGGCUACGAAAAUCAAAAGCAAAAUCCACAGAUGAAGAAAUUUUGCUAAGUCUAGCAAAAUGGAAGAGAAUUUCAUACCAGGAGCUUCAACAUGCAACUGACAAAUUCAAUGAAAGAAACUUACUUGGCACAGGGAGUUUUGGGUCAGUAUACAAUGGGACACUUCUAGGUGGAAUGAACGUUGCAAUAAAGGUCUUCAAUUUGCAAGUAGAGGGUGUAUUCGAGAGUUUUGACACAGAAUGUGAAGUAUUGUGCAGUUUUCGUCAUCGAAAUCUAGUCAAAAUCAUUAGCAGCUGUUGUAAUGAAGACUUCAAAGCUUUAGUGCUUGAGUUCAUGCCUAAUGGAACCUUGGAGAAGUGGUUAUAUUCUGAUAGAUGUUGUCUAAAUGUCUUGCAGAGAUUGGAUAUAAUGAUUGAUGUGGCUUCUGCUCUAGAAUAUCUCCACCAUGGAAAUUCAGUUCCGAUCGUCCAUUGUGAUUUGAAACCUAGCAAUGUGUUGCUUGAUGAAGAUAUGGUUGCACAUGUGGGGGAUUUUGGUCUUACCAAGAUUUUGGGAGAAGGGGAAUCUGUGAUGCAGACAAUGCAAAUUGCCACUAUAGGCUAUAUGGCACCAGAGUAUGGAUCAUUGGGAAUGGUUUCUACAAAAGGGGACGUUUACAGCUAUGGCAUCUUAGUCAUGGAGACAUUCACGAGACGAAAACCCACAGACAAAAUGUUUACUGGAGAGAUGAGCUUGAAGGCAUGGGUGAAUGAAUCGUUAUCUCGUUCAGGAACUGAAGUUGUGGAUGCCAAUUUGAUGGAGGAGGAGGAGCAUUUCAUUGCGAAAGCAAAUUGUGUAUCAUCUGUUUUGGAAGUAGCUUUGAAUUGUUGUAUAGAAGCACCCAAAGUAAGGAGAAAUAUGAUGGAUGUCGCAGCGAUGCUUAAAAAGAUCAAACAUCAAUAUCUUAAGGAUAUUGGAAAUUGAGAAAAUCAUGCAAAUUAAAUAACUAGAAUUAAAGACUACUUUAGUGUUGAAAUUGAGGUUUUGGACAAAAAAUAACGAUGGUUUCUCUACUUGUAUAAAUUUUAUAAAAUAAAUUACUAAUUUUAUG